CUGGCAAUCAGAGAGGCCGGGAACCUGGUUUUCAGGAAAAUUAUGAAGAAGUGCAACGAUGCUUCUCUCCUGGGGACAUGGUUGAGCUUCAGGUGUCCUUCUCAGAGCAAACCUUAGACGAUGUUGGCUGCACCUCUCUUGGGAAUGCUGUUGGGAUCCAGGGAGAACUCUCAAACAGAGAGGCCACUGAGACGAUCCACUCCACCACGACGUCAAGCAGCGUGCCAUGCUCUGCCAGAGAGCCGCUUGGGCAGCACGGAGUCGUGCUCAGCUCCCCUUUGAUGCUGGGGCAGGUGGAGGUGGUUUUGCAGCAGCCUGCAGCAUCAGGGGCAGGGAGGGGCAUCCUCAGCGUGGGAGGCCCCAGGGUCAGUGGAGGUGCUGGAUACCAAAGCGAGGGAGAAGAAGGAGGAGGGCACUGUGAGGGGCUUCCUGGGUCUUUUACUGUCUCAUUUGGAAUUCCCUUAGAAGAGGCAACACCAACAGAAGAGCAGGACUGUGAUUCUGAGGGGGAUCCAGACAAACCCAACAAGCAUCGGGCAAGACACGCCAGGCUCAGACGUAGUGAGAGUCUGUCUGAGAAGCAGGUGAAGGAGGCCAAGUCCAAAUGUAAACGUAUUGCUCUCCUUCUUACGGCUGCUCCGCCCAACCCCAACAACAAGGGGUUGUUGAUGUUCAAGAAACAUCGACAGAGGGCGAAGAAAUACACACUUGUCAGCUACGGCACAGGAGAAGACGAACCAGAGUACAGUGACGAAGAGGACGAAGAAAACGAAGGCGACAAACAAGAAACCCAUACUGUUGAAUUUACCCUUGUGGCUCCUAACGAUUCUGAAAUAGACAAGCAUUUCCUCACUAAUGCUCAGAGUAGCAAAGGUGUGCUAACUAUCAACUGGGAUAAGGGUCUCCUUGAGAUUGAAAGGAACCUGAACAACAAAACAAAGAUGGAAUGUUUGCCUGAAACCAAGGGCAAGGGUGCCCUAAUGUUUGCCCAACGGCGUCAAAGGAUGGAUGAGAUUUCUGCUGAACAUGAGGAGCUGAGGCGCCAUGGGAUGCCAGUAGAAGGAGUACUAGCAGCUGAAAAGAAGACAGUGGAACAGUCCUACAUGCAGUCCAAAACAGAGGGCCAUGCUUACAUGGAUGUAAAUAUACACCAACAAAGCCAACAGCAACAAGAGUACCAGCAGCAGUACUAUGAACAACAACAGAACUACCAACAACAGCAAUACCAACAACAGUAUCAGCAGCAGCAGUAUGAACAGCAGCAUUAUCAGCAACAGCAAAUGUAUCAGCAGCAGCAAGAAUAUCAUCAAGCGCAACAGCAAAUGCAGCACUACUCUACAAACAUCAAUGGCACAGUGCAGCAUCAAACCAGUGAAAUGCAGAGUUCUUUCAGCAACCGUACUGCAAAGCCUUUCUUGGUCGAAAACAUGGCGGCUACCCCUUAUUCUCCCGCAAUGAGUGGGACCAAUCAUGAUUCUGUGGGCCAAGGAGAGCAGAUAGCUUCCCGGGAUGAGCGCAUUUCUACCCCUGCUAUUAAAACUGGCCUUUUGAUGGAUGCAAGGAAAAGAACCUCUGGCAAGCCUAUGUUCACUUUUAAGGAAGCACCAAAAGUAUCACCUAACCCAGCAUUGCUAAACCUCCUCAACAGGAGUGAUAAGAAGUUGGGAUUUGAGUCAGGACCUGAAGAAGACUACCUUAGCCUUGGGGCUGAGGCGUGUAAUUUCCUCCAGUCUGCAGUUAAACACAAGACUCCUCCACCAGUGGCUCCGAAGCCGGUGAUUAACCCCAAUUCUCUUCCUUGGUCCCCACAGAUAGAAGUGACCAACCAGGACAUGCCUCAACAAGCUGAAAAUAGUGUAUCCACACCUGCUAUAGCCCCCACUACAGAAUCUACCCCUGCUCCAGAACUAGAGCCAACCCCUGCACCUGCCCCUGAGCCCUCUCCCCCUCCUGCCCCCCAGGAGGUUCCUGCCAGCAAUACCACAGAGGAGCAGCACACAUGGCCCCUCCUGGAGCCUGAAUCUCAACAACAGCAUCUGCAAGUGACAGCUCAGGAAGAAUAUGGUCGUAUGAAUUCUACACUGCAGCCUGAGCCUGCUCCUGUGGCAAGCUGGGCUGCAGCACAAACACAAGCACAACAGCAGCCAUCUACCAAUUCUUGGCAUCCAUCUCAAGUACAACCCCAAGAACCACCUCCAAGUCAAUCCCCACAACAACAACCUUGGGUGACAAGUCAGCCUACACAGACUCAAGUACAGCCUCAACCCCCUACAAAUACUUGGACCCUUCCAAACCAACCAUCCUGGAAUCAGCCUCAAGAGCACACACAAGCCCAGACAAGUGCUCAGCCAUCCUGGGCCCAGCCUCAAGAGCAAACACAAUCACAGCCACCCUGGACACACUCUCAUGAGCAGCCAAGUAUGCAGCAAAUGCAACCAACCUGGGGUCAACCUCAAGACCAACCAUUGCAGCAUCAGCCACAGGCCCCAUGGGCACAGCCAUCACAAACGCACUCUCAGCAUCAGCCACCAUGGGUGCAACAACCCCAGCAAAAAUCUGAAGCACAACCCCCGUGGGUUCAGCAGGUUCCUCCAGAAUCCCAGCAACAACCCCCAUGGGUUCAGCAAUCACCGCAUCAGACUCCACAACAAGCAUGGCCACAGGCACAAGCACCAGGUCAGCCUCAACCACCUUGGGUCUCUGCUCAGCCUCAACAGCAACCCUCAAUUAAUGCAUGGCCUCCGUCACAAACUCAAGCCCAAGUCCAGCCACCUUGGAUCCAAGCAGCCCAAGCCCAACCUCCUGCACAACCCCAAGCCAAUUUGAAUCCAUGGGCGCCAGUUCCUGCCCAGGCUCAGUCCCAACCUUCAUGGACCCAGCACCCUUCAGAACAUGGUCAGCAUCCCAUGAGUUCUUGGGCCCAAGAGCAAAAUCAGGCCCAACAUCAACCACCUUGGGCUCAACCAGUUCCACCCCAGCCCACACCACAGCCAAAUUGGCAACAAUCGACUUCAAAGACUUCGCCACAGCCCCCAAUGAAUACAUGGCCUUCAGCUCAGGCACAGCCUCAGACACCUGUGAAUACUUGGGCACCACAGUCACAGCAAACACCUGUGAAUGUUUCCACGUCAAUGGUGAACACAAAUCCAUCUCCAAAACCUUGGCAUCCACCGCAAAAUGCGCCACAAAACCGGGCCCCUCCACCCCCACCACAGCGAAUGCACUCUUUUACUAUUAGUCAAAGAGCUUCAUCACCCAUCAACCCAAUGGCCACUGUCUUAAACCCAUCAUCCCCAGGUUCAGCUUUUGAGAUGCCAGCCGUCAGAGGGAAAGGAGCUGAUAUGUUUGCCAAGAGGCAGUCUCGUAUGGAGAAGUUUGUUGUGGACUCUGAGACUGUGCAAGCAAACAAGGAGAGCCGGUCAACAUCGCCAACUGCUUCCUUACCAAAUGAAUGGAAAUAUACACCAAACGCACUUGGCAGGAGCUACUCCCUUUCCCCACCAGCCAGAGUACCAUCCACAGGCCAGAAGUCAGCUUCGGCUUCUUCUUCCCCCAAGCCUCCGGCUCGGGCCUCCGAAACUCCCCCACUGAGGCAGACAUCCUGGCUGGAGAGGGUCCACAAACCCAUUACGCCCUGGGAGGCCGCCUCCCGGCAUCCCCUGGGCCUGGUGGAUGAAGCCUUUGCUUUCCAGAACCUCCAGCAAACCCUUGCUUCAAACGUCCGCUUGGCAGCCCAGCGCAAAAUGCUGCCCGAGCCGCCAGUAGAGUGGAAGGCCAAGGUUUCUUACCAAGCCCCGCAGAAAACAGGCAGCCACACGUGGAGCCAGAGCCAAAGCCGCAGUCAGAGUCGAGCUCCGCUGCCAUCAUUUGUGUCCCCAACAAGGAGCACCAUCUCCAUCCCUGCCUCUAAUGCCGGUUACAGGUCCCUGCCCAGACAGUGGCAGCCUCAGAGGUCUGCAGCACAAGCGAAUGUGGGGCCCUCAGUGUCCUACACCGAGUACAAGAGGCCCUUGGGAAAACAAACUUACAAGUCUGUGUGCACCAGCAACACUUGGAGUUGGAAGCGGUAGGAUGCAGCUCCACCUGCGUGACCUUAAAAUGAGUCAAAUCCAACUCCAUUCCUUAACACAUCCAAGUGCAGUUAGAGCAUUUUUAAUUCAUCAAUCUCUAAACAAACAAAAAAAUGGUGAGUUAGCUCACAAUGAAGAGGACAUUUGGAUAAAUGAUUGUUUGAUGAAUGAUAGAUUGCUGGAUUUCUCCCACUUUUGCUAAUAUCAUUUUUUUAAUUGCUUUAUACAUUUUGCUCUGAAAUCUUUAGUUCAAAAUACAUUAGAUGAGAUCUUUGCAUGCCGUAAUCAAAUGUGAAACGAGUUUAUCACUUUAACAUUAACAUUUAACUGACAGCUUUCUAGCUAGGUUAAAACACUGAAGUGGGCCCGGGCCAUGGAUAUAAUGAGUCUGACAUGUUGAGUGCAAAAUAUGUGGAAAGAGAAUGUAGAGUAGCAGUAUAUCUGGAGUUAACUGCAGCUGUUGACUGUUCAGCGACCCUUUCAGAAUAUACAAAACAGGUAAUAAUGCCAUCCUGAGAACAGAAAUAUGUGAGGAUGCAAAGAAGGAGGAAGAAUCGGUGACCUUCCCAUCAAACAGUAAGUUGCAAGCGGGGAUUGUCCCCUGAAAUGUUGUCAGCUUGUGGGUGAAUUUGCCGUUCAUGCUGGUUUGAUUUUCUGCUGUGGAUGUACGUAUCUAGCAUGCUGGUUCUUGCAGUGAUUGUGCACUUUUUUGGGAGGAUGGGCUUUUUUUUUUUUUUUUUUUUUUCAGCAGUCCAUGAGGAUGGUGUUCUCAGAUCAGGAAAUCAUUUCACUGUCAGAAUACAAUUAGAGAUGCAUCAGACGUGAGGCUUCAGACUUGGGGAAAGGUUAGUGCUAUAACUCGGCAUGUUGUGGGCAGACACGUCGUUAUGUAAGAUCUCAUAAGUGAGAUUAAUCCACUUACUUACCAGGUGCAUUUUAAUUAGUGCAUUAGCAUGUGGACGUUAAUUACUCAGAGGGAGGGGGAAGAUGAGAGGCAGAAAAUAGGGCAUCUUUUUGGACCGUUAUAGUUUCCCAAGACUUAUUUCCUUUGAAUUGUCACAUUCCAGCACAACAAAACAGCUUGUAGAAGGAUAUUGGAGUUUUAUCACCCUGAUUCCAAUAACAAUGUAAAAUCUAAGUAAAAGCAGAAUGCAAUGAUUUGCAAAUCUUUUCCUGCCUGCAUUCAGUUUGAUACAAUAUAAAAGAAAGAUAUUUAUGUUCAAACUGGCAAACUUUGUUGUUUUUUGUACAUACGCUCAUUCCGAAUUUGAUGCCACGUUCCAAACAAGCUGGGACGGGGAAUGUUUACCACUGAGUUACAUCACAUUUUCUUUUUGCGACACUCAGCAAGCGUUUAGGAACUGAGGACAGUAACUGUUAAAGUUUUGAAAGUGAAAUUAUUUCCCAUUCUUGCUUGAUAUAUAACUGCAGUUUCUCAACAGUCUGUGGCAUCUGUUGUCACAUUGUGUGCUUCAUAAUGUGUCACACAUUUGCAGUGGGAGGCAAGUCUCGACAGCAGGCGGGCCAGUAUAGUUCCCGCAACCUUUUACCCUGAAGCCACUCUGUUGCAACACGUGCAGAGUGCGCUUUGCCAUUGUCUUGUUAAAAUAAGUCCCUGAAAGAGACGUUGUCUGGAUGGCAGCAUAUGUUACAUCAAAACCUGGAUGUACCUUUCAGCAUUAAUGGUGCUUUCACAAAUGUGCAGGUUACCCAUGUCAAGGGUACCGAACACGCCUCCAUACCAGCACAGAUGCUCGCUUUUGAGUUUUGUGCUGAUUACAAUCUGGAUGGUUCUUUUCCUUCUUAUCCAAGAAGACCUGAUUUCCAAAAACAAUCCAAAAACAUCGCACUUUUCCAUGUUGAGUCUGUCUAUCUCAGAUGCUUCACUUUGCAUGGUAGAGGCUAUUCCACCAAUGGCUUUCCAAAGUGUUCCUGAGCCCGUGUAGUGAUGUCCUUCAUAUAGUCAUGUCGGUUUACCUGUGGAAUGUUCCAAGCAGGUGUUUUUUGGUGCAUCCCAUAACUUUACCAGUCUUUUGUUGCCCCUGUCCCAACUUGUUUUAAAUGUGCUUUAAAUGUUGUAUUUACACAAAAACAAAAAAGAUGUUUUCCACAGUGUCUCAAGUUUUUUGGACUCAGCUGUAGUUGGGAGUAAAAGUGAAAUUGAGGAAUGUUGAUUAUGAGUACAAAAAAUUGUUUUAGUUUGUGACAGGUUUGCUGGUGCUGGGAGAAUUGCUUACAGCAUGUAUUGGGUUUGUGGCUUGUGUUUGGUUUGGGAUUUUGCUGUAGAAGAUUAAAGCUAGGCUGUUGUUGUUUCCACAGAGUAUACGUAAUGUCCUAAUGCGAUUCUCACCGAGCAGUCUCAUCAACAUAAAUAAGAUUGAUCACACAGCAUUGUGUUGUGUCUCAGCUGACUCACCCAGCAUCCUGACAUACUGUGGUGUAUCUGUGAUAAUUACGCUGUAUUGCUUCCAUUCAGACAACACUUAUAAUGGUCACAAUACAACACCAGUAAUCAAUUUCUGUUCCAAACUAAUUCAGAUAUGGAUUCACAUCAAGCAUUUUACAAAAUAAAUACAACCAAAUAGCACUAUUUCACAAUUUGCGCCGUGUGUUUGUGCUCUUUGCUCUCUAUUCCAAGCAUGAAAUACUUGGCUCUGGGCCAUUUGUUGCUUGCUGUACCAUCCCAUGAAGCUUUUUGUAUGAUGUGCUGUCU
Molecule: messenger RNA, 6783 nt
Organism: Chelmon rostratus (copperband butterflyfish)
Lineage: Eukaryota; Metazoa; Chordata; Actinopteri; Chaetodontiformes; Chaetodontidae
Product: synaptopodin-2
Exons: 3
Coding region: 78-4070 (1330 amino acids)
Biological process (GO): positive regulation of actin filament bundle assembly
Cellular component (GO): nucleus; Z disc; actin cytoskeleton
Molecular function (GO): actin binding
Source: RefSeq, a predicted model, not a curated record